AUGGAGACCAAGAACAGCUCAGUUGUAACAGAAUUCAUCCUCCUUGGCUUGACCCAAUCUCAAGAUACUCAACUCCUGGUCUUUGCACUACUCUCAGCUUUCUACUUAAUAAUUCUUCCUGGAAACUUUCUUAUCAUUUUCACCAUUAGAUCGGACCCCGGACUCACAGCCCCACUUUACUUCUUCCUGGGAAACUUGGCCUUCCUGGAUGCCUCCUACUCUUUCAUUGUAGCUCCUAGGAUGCUUGUGGACUUCUUCUGUGAGAAGAAAGUCAUUUCCUAUAAAGGCUGCAUAACUCAGCUGUUCUUCCUGCACUUUCUCGGAGCGGGGGAAAUGUUCCUUCUGGUUGUGAUGGCCUUUGACCGUUAUAUCGCUAUAUGCCGUCCUUUAUACUACACAACUCUCAUGAGCCCUAGAGUCUGUUAUGCAUUACUGUUGGCUCUGUGGCUCGGGGGCUUUGCUCAUUCCAUCGUGCAAGUGGCUCUUAUCCUGAACUUGCCCUUUUGUGGGCCAAACCAGCUGGAUAACUUUUUCUGUGACGUUCCCCAGGUCAUUAAGCUAGCCUGCACUGACACCUUUGCAGUGGAGCUCCUGAUGGUCUCUAACAGUGGGCUCCUCUCCCUCUUAUGCUUCGUGGGACUUCUAGCCUCCUAUGCUGUCAUCCUCUACCAUGUGAAAGGGCAUUCUUCUGAGGGGAAGAGCAAAGCCGUCUCUACGUGCACAUUUCUCAUGUUCGGGCCUGCCAUUUUUAUCUACACCCGCCCCUUCCAGGCUUUCCAAGCUGACAAAGUUGUUUCUCUCUUCCAUACGGUCAUCUUUCCCUUGAUGAAUCCUGUGAUCUAUACACUUCGCAACCAGGAGGUCAAAACUUCUAUGAGGAAGUUGUUAAAUCAGUAUGUGGCCUGCUGA
Messenger RNA from Acomys russatus (golden spiny mouse), 909 nucleotides. Its product is annotated as olfactory receptor 4N5-like. Gene Ontology annotation, biological process: G protein-coupled receptor signaling pathway. The record is from RefSeq and is a predicted model, not a curated record. NCBI's taxonomy places the organism in Eukaryota, Metazoa, Chordata, Mammalia, Rodentia, Muridae. Gene Ontology annotation, molecular function: olfactory receptor activity; G protein-coupled receptor activity. Gene Ontology annotation, cellular component: membrane.